This is a messenger RNA of Abrus precatorius (Indian licorice), 1155 nucleotides long. Its product is annotated as F-box/kelch-repeat protein At3g06240-like. Gene Ontology annotation, molecular function: protein binding. The record is from RefSeq and is a predicted model, not a curated record. Lineage: Eukaryota; Viridiplantae; Streptophyta; Magnoliopsida; Fabales; Fabaceae. The transcript has a single exon. Bases 1 to 1155 code for a protein of 384 amino acids.
AUGGAGCAAAAUUUGCCAGCAGAAUUGGUGUCAAACAUCCUCUCAAGGUUGCCAUCAAAAGACUUAAUGACAUGCAAGCGGGUUUGCAAGUCCUGGUUCGAUCUCAUAACUGAUCCUCAUUUCGUUACCAAUCACUAUGAUGUCUACAACAAUCUUCAAAGCCAAGAAGAACAUCUCUUGGUCAUUGGUAGACCCUUUCUUUUUGGCCUUAAAACUCAUAUUUCUGUUGUUUCUUAUAACAUGAAUGAUCCCAAAAAGCAGGUUUCCUCUGCUCUUUUAUGCCUUCCUGAUGAGUACAACUCUGACCACAAAUACUGGUCUGAAAUUUCGGGUCCUUGCAAUGGCAUAUACUUCCUUGGAGGAAAUCCGAAUGUCAUGAUGAACCCUUCACUGGGACAGUUCAAGUCUUUGCCUGAAUCUCAUUUCACUGUUUCAUUUGGCACUUAUUCUCUGGCAGAAUAUUUUGGGUUUGGCUUUGACCCAAAAACUAAUAACUACAAGGUUGUUAUGGUCAAGGACCAGUGGUUGAAGGAAACAGAUGAAAGAAAACUUGGGUAUUGGACAGCUGAGUUGUAUAGUCUUAAUUCCAAUUCAUGGCGAAAACUUGAUGAUGCUCUCCCACUUCCAAUUGAAAUUUGGGGUUCUUCUCGGGUUUACACUUAUGUGAACAAUUGUUGUCAUUGGUGGGGUUAUGUUGAUGAGUCUGGUAGAACAGAAGAUGUUGUUCUAGCAUUUGAUAUGGUUAAUGAAACCUUCAGGAAGAUAAAGGUACCAAGAAUCCGUUGUUCUUCUGAAGAGGAGUUUGCAACUCUUGCACCCUUCAACGAAUCUGCUACAAUUGGUGUCAUUGUUUACCCCGUAAAGGGAACAGAGAAGCGCUUUGACGUGUGGGUGAUGAAAGAUUACUGGGACGAAGGGUCAUGGGUUAAGCAAUACAGUGUUGGACCUGUAGCAAUGACUGGGAGGCUAGUGGGGUUCAUUGGGGGAAAUCGAUUUAUUUGGAAAAACAGCAAUGAAAGAUUGGUGUUGCAUGAAUCUGAAACAUCAAAUGAAACAAAGGAUCUCAAUGUUUAUGGAAAGUGCGAUUCUUUAAGAGCAGCCACAUACAAAGAAAGCCUUGUUUCACUUCAUAGAGGAAAUGAGUUUAGUAGCUAA